CUACACAGUGAGCACACUGAGAGACGACCUAAAUUGGCCCCGCGCGCUCGUUGGCACGGUGCUCAUCCCUCAUCCUGUCGGCCCGUCGGCCCACCGGCCACCGAGAACGAACCAGACAAUGCCGCGCCACCUGCUGCAGCAGUCCGUCGACCGCCUGGCCGCGAUGGCCGCGCCGCCGGCGGCCGCCAUGGCCGGCGGGGCGACGAGCGCGCACACGGACACGGUCCUAAUCGUGAUCGCGGUGCUCUGCUUCCUGCUGUGCGUGGUCGGGCUGGCCAUGGUCGCGCGCUGCUCCCUGCUCUGCAACCCCUCCGCCUUCUCCGUCGACGGGCCGGCGGCCAAGGCGCCGUGCGGUGGCCUCGAGAAGAAGGCGCUGGAGUCGCUGCCGACCGUGUCGUGGCGGCCGGAACAGAGGGAGGUGGACGAGGAGGAGGGGGAGCGGCCGGAGUGCGCCAUCUGCCUGGCGGAGUUCGCGCGCGGCGACGAGGUGCGCGUGCUCCCGCACUGCGGCCACGGCUUCCAUGCCGCCUGCGUCGACGUGUGGCUCCUCUCCAGCUCCACCUGCCCGUCCUGCCGCCGCGCCCUCGUCGUCGUGUCGCCGGCGCCGCCAACCACCCAUCCUCCCGCGGGUGCGACGACGUGCUGUGGCGUGGCAGGCCGCUGCCGGCCGUCGGCAUCGUAGGCGACCGACCGGCCGUCUACAUACAUAUCCUGGCCUGUUCACGCAGCUGCUGCAGAGUACAGAUUAUGUUCAUACGUAGUCGCUCACGUACGUACAUACGCGCCAUUUGAUUAGUUGUUUACAUACAUUUCCCAUGUGUUGUGUCAUCCGAACAUAUCAGUAUACCGUACACUUGUAUACGCGUACGUGCAACUGCAUGGUGUGCAUGCGAUGGGUCGAUGAUGCACCACUUACAUGUGUCUGUAAAAACUUUUUCCCUCAUUAAAACCUGUGGAUACAUGCAUCUA
Molecule: messenger RNA, 969 nt
Organism: Triticum aestivum (bread wheat)
Lineage: Eukaryota; Viridiplantae; Streptophyta; Magnoliopsida; Poales; Poaceae
Product: probable E3 ubiquitin-protein ligase ATL44
Exons: 1
Coding region: 119-682 (187 amino acids)
Source: RefSeq, a predicted model, not a curated record